This is a messenger RNA of Zonotrichia albicollis (white-throated sparrow), 9295 nucleotides long. NCBI's taxonomy places the organism in Eukaryota, Metazoa, Chordata, Aves, Passeriformes, Passerellidae. The record is from RefSeq and is a predicted model, not a curated record.
GACAUGUCUCACAGGAUGGGCUGUGCUCUCAUCCUCAGGGCCGUGCUGGUGUCCCCCAAGCCUGUGCUGCCCUCACCCUGCUUCUCUUCCCACAGGAUCCGCCCUCAGCUGCCCAAAGAGAAGAUAGAGGGAUGUCACAUCUGUACCUCAGUGACACCUGGUGAGCCCCAGGUGCUGCUGGGCAAGGACAAGGCCUUCACCUAUGACUUUGUCUUUGACCUGGACACAUGGCAGGAGAGGAUCUACACCACGUGCAUGGGGAAGCUCAUCGAGGGCUGCUUCGAGGGCUACAAUGCCACUGUGCUGGCCUAUGGGCAGGGGAGCACACUGGGGACUGGCCCGUGGGCCCUCCCCAGCCCCACAGGUCCUGGGGAGAGCCAGGUGCCAGGCUUGAGCAGCCUCGUGCUUUCCCUGCUCACCCACACCCACUGCUGCCCUGCCCAGCUGUACAACGAGGAGAUCCUGGACCUGUUUGACAGCACCCGCGACCCCGACUCGCGCCACCGCAAAUCCAACAUCAAAAUCCACGAGGAUGCCAGCGGGAGCAUCUACACCACGGGGGUCACCUCACGCCUCAUCAGCUCCCAGGAUGAGCUGAUCCAGUGCCUAAAGCAAGGAGCUCUUUCCCGCACCACGGCCAGCACCCAGAUGAACGUGCAGAGCUCCAGAUCCCAUGCCAUCUUCACUAUUUACCUGUGCCAGACAAGAGUGUGUGCCCGCCCAGAGCUGGUGAAUGAGGAGGUGAGCAGCCUUCUGGAUGGAUCCCAACCUGCUGCUGAGUACGAGACCUUGACAGCCAAGUUUCACUUUGUGGACCUGGCUGGCUCGGAGAGGCUGAAGCGGACGGGUGCCACGGGCGAGAGAGCCAAGGAGGGCAUCUCCAUCAACUGUGGGCUGCUGGCCUUGGGGAAUGUCAUCAGUGCCCUUGGAGACCAGAGCAAGAAGGUUGUGCACGUGCCCUACCGCGACUCCAAGCUCACCCGCCUGCUGCAGGAUUCCCUUGGGGGCAACAGCCAAACCAUCAUGAUUGCCUGCGUGAGCCCCUCUGACCGGGAUUUCAUGGAGACCCUGAACACGCUCAAGUACGCCAACCGCGCUCGCAACAUCAAGAACAAGGUGGUGGUGAACCAGGACAAGACGAGCCAGCAGAUCAGCGCCCUGCGCGCCGAGAUCGCCCGGCUGCAGAUGGAGCUCAUGGAGUACAAGGCAGGCAAGCGUGUGAUCGGGGAGGAUGGCACGGAGGGUUACAGCGACCUGUUCCGGGAGAACGCCAUGCUGCAGAAGGAGAACAGCGCGCUGCGCAUGCGCGUCAAGGCCAUGCAGGAGGCCAUCGAUGCCAUCAACAGCAGGGUCACCUACCUCAUGAGCCAGGAGGCCAACAUGAUGCUGGCCAAAGCAGGUGACGGGAACGAAGCCAUCGGCACCCUGAUCCAGAACUACAUCCGGGAGAUUGAGGAGCUGAGGGUCCAAAAGCAGCAGGGAGGGGAAGGUGGCCCAGCAGAAGCUGUUUCUGGCCUCUCUCAUGCUGGGACUCACCAGCCCCCCUCUGUUCCCCCCAGCCCAGAGAAGGAGGCAUUUAAGAAAAGGCAGAAACUGCAGCAGGAUAAUGGGGAGGAGACGGAUGAGAACGAGGUGGAAGAGGAGGAGGAAGAACAAGAUGAGAGUGGCUGUGAGGAAGAGGAUGGGCGCGAGGAUGAAGAUGAGGACUCGGCCAGUGAAGAGAGCCUGGUGGACUCGGACUCGGAUGCAGAGGAGAAGGCUGUGAAUUUCCAGGCCGACCUGGCAGAUCUGACCUGUGAGAUUGAGAUCAAGCAGAAGCUGAUUGAUGAGCUGGAGAACAGCCAGCGGCGGCUGCAGACCCUCAAGCACCAGUAUGAGGAGAAGCUGAUCCUGCUGCAGAACAAGAUUCGGGACACGCAGCUGGAGCGGGACCGUGUCCUGCAAAACCUCAGCACCAUGGAGUGCUACACCGAGGAGAAGGCCAACAAGAUCAAGGCAGACUAUGAGAAGCGGCUGAAGGAGAUGAACAGGGACCUGCAGAAGCUGCAGGCAGCCCAGAAGGAGCACGCUCGCCUGCUCAAGAACCAGAGCCGCUACGAGCGGGAGCUGCGCAAGCUGCAGGCAGAGGUGGCCGAGAUGAAGAAGGCAAAGGUGGCGCUGAUGAAGCAGAUCGGCGCUCGCUCCGUCUCCAGCAUCGUGCGCCAGUGGAACAGGAAAAUCAACAACUUCCUGGGAGACUCCUCGGCCUCCAUUAACGGGGCUCGGCCUGCCAGGAAGAAGUUCCCCAAGAAGGGGUCCAGCCAGACCUUCAGCAAAGCUGCCCGCCUCAAGUGGCAGUCGCUGGAGCGGCGCAUCUUCGACAUUGUCAUGCAGAGAAUGACCAUUGUCAACCUCGAGGCAGACAUGGAGAGACUCAUCAAGAAACGUGAGGAGCUGUCGCUGCUGCAGGAGGCGUUACUGAGCAAGCGGGCAAAGCUGCAGGCAGAGAGCCCCAAGGAGCAGAAGGGUCUGCAAGAGCUGAACGAGGAGAUUGAGGUGCUGGGGGCCAACAUUGACUACAUCAACGACAGCAUUUCAGACUGCCAGGCCACCAUCAUGCAGAUUGAGGAGACCAAGGAGGAGCUGGACUCCACGGACACCUCGGUGGUGAUCAGCUCCUGCUCCCUGGCCGAAGCCCGGCUGCUGCUGGACAACUUCCUGAAAGCCUCCAUCGACAAGGGGCUGCAGGUGGCCCAGAAGGAGGCGCAGAUCCGGCUGCUGGAGGGGCGCCUGCGGCAGAACGACGUGGCCAACUCCUCACAGAACCACGCCCUGCUGGAUGCCCUGAGGGAGAAGGCUGAGUCCCACCCUGAGCUGCAGGCACUGAUCCACAAUGUCCAGCAAGAGAAUGGCUACACCAGCACAGAUGAGGAAGUUUCAGAGUUCAGCCUGGCCUCAGAUGGGAGCAUCUCCCAGUCUUUCACCAUGAAGGGCUCAGCAAGCCAGGAUGACUUUAAGUUCAAGGGAGAGCCCAAGCUUUCGGGGCAGAUGAAGGCAGUGUCAGCUGAGUGUCUGGGACCCACGCUGGACGUGUCCACCAAGAACAUCACCAAGUCCUUGGCGUCCCUCAUGGAGAUCAAGGAGGACGGGAUCGGCUUCUCCAUCCGGGACCCCUAUUACAAGGAGAAGGUGUCACGGACCAUCAGCUUGCCCACCCGGGGCAGCACCUUUCCCAGGCAGUCCCGGGGCUCGGACACCUCGCCCCUGACCCGGCGGAAAUCCUACGACCGUGGGCAGCCUGCCAGGCCUGCAGACAUUGGCUUCACACCACCCUCCUCCCCACCCACCCGUCCACGCAACGACCGCAACGUCUUCUCCCGUCUCACGAGCACCCAGAGCCAGGGAUCUGCCUUGGACAAGUCUGAUGACAGCGAUUCCUCUGUCUCGGAGGUGCUGAGGGGCAUCAUCAACCCGGUGGGUGGCACCAAGAAUGCCCGGACAGCCCCUCUGCAGUGUGUCUCAGUGGCAGAGGGACACACCAAGCCUGUGCUCUGCCUGGAUGCCACCGAUGAGCUGCUCUUCACGGGCUCCAAAGACCGCAGCUGCAAGAUGUGGAACCUGGUGACAGGCCAGGAAAUCGCCUCUCUCAAGGGCCACCCCAACAAUGUGGUUUCCAUCAAGUACUGCAGCCACACGGGGCUGGUGUUCACCGUGUCCACGUCCUACAUCAAGGUGUGGGACAUCCGUGACUCCGCGCGCUGCGUCCGCACCCUCACGUCGUCGGGCCAGGUGAUCUCUGGGGACGCGUGUGCCGGGACCAGCAACCGCACGGUCACCAGCGUGCAGGGCGAGCGCUGCAGCCCGUGGGGAAGCUGAGCGGCCACAUCGGGCCCGUGAUGUGCCUGACAGUGAGCCAGACCCCGAGCAACCACGACCUGGUGGUCACAGGCUCCAAGGAUCACUAUGUCAAGGUGUUUGAGAUCACGGAGGGCAUGGUGGGCAAUAUCAGCCCCACUCACAACUUCGAGCCCCCUCACUACGAUGGCAUUGAGUGCCUGGCCAUCCAGGGAGAUGUCCUCUUCAGUGGCUCCAGGGACAAUGGCAUAAAGAAGUGGGAUCUGGAGCAGCAGGAACUUAUCCAGCAAAUCCCCAAUGCCCACAAGGACUGGGUGUGUGCCCUGGCCUUCAUCCCCGGGCGCCCCAUGGUGCUGAGCGCCUGCCGAGGAGGCGUCAUCAAGGUGUGGAACGUGGACAACUUCACCCCAGUGGGGGAGAUCAAGGGCCAUGACAGCCCCAUCAACGCCAUCUGCACCAACUCCAAGCACAUCUUCACGGCCUCCAGCGACUUGACAGUGAAGCUCUGGAGUGGGAGGAGGUUGCCUGCGGGGUCAAACUAGGAACUGCACAAAGACUGGAAGGCGUGGGCAGGGUGAGGGGCAGGGCACCUCCCCUGCUCUCAGUGAGGACUCAGCCACCCACAGGAGCUCAGCCCAGCACAGGGGUUUCUUUGUGCCUGACCCAACGGGGUGGACAAUGCUGCAUCUGGUACUCUGGUCAGCUCCUGUGAGGAAGCAGCUCUGUGGGGCAGCAGCAGCUCCACCUGCCCUCCUGCUGAGGUUUCUGAUGGUUCUCCAGUGAACAGGAAAUGUUUCAUCUCUCACCAUCCUGCUGUAAGGACUUUGGGGGUCAGAGGUCCCUGACUCCUCAGAGACACCCAGCUCCCUCCUGCCAUGGCUCUGCCGUGCUGUGCUGCUCCUGGGCUGGUUCCUGCAGGAAUCUUCUCCACUCCACGAGGACAUUUGGUGUCUGCUGGCCAGGACCACCACACAGAGAAUGCUUCUCUGGAGCCAUUUCUUGUGAGACACCUCUGCUGUGGGGACUGCAGAAGGAUUUCCUGGUACUCCCAGCCUUCCCUUUCCUGUGUGGACGUGUCCCCAGUGGUUGGAGGGUGCACUCUGAGCUCCUUUGCCAUGUCCCAUCUCAUGAGGCACAGCAAGCCUGGGAUGUUCUCCAUUGGGCAGCUUCCAGACUGACCUGCUGCAGUUCCUUUGACAUUCUCCAAACCCCACUUGUAAACUCAACUGCCCCCUGGCUCUGGGCUCUUUCCCACAUGCCCAGCCUGCUCAGCCCUGCUCUGAACAUCCUGACCCCAUCAGGGCUUUGUGCUGGGUUCCUGCACCAGUUAACCCCUUGAGAUGAAGAAAUGAAGCAGGAAUGGAGGUUACAGGGCAAAAAGGCCGAGGCUGGAUGUGGCACCCCACUGCUGUGGCUCUGUCUGUCCUUCCCUUGGGUUCUGCCCUCACCUCUGCCUGGACUGGAGCUUGCUCAGGCUGGGCCUGCAUGGAUGCAAGGCUGGAGAGGAGCCAGCAAGGCAGGGAGCAGCCAGAGUCACUGUGGCAGGAGCAGAGGGGGACAGGGUUGCACACUGACCUUGCACAAGUCCCUGACUCCCCCUGUGCUGGAAGGACAAUCCUGCAGUGGAUGAUCUCGCACAAUCUCAUCUCCUGGAGGGUCUGGGGGCUCCACCCAGGACUGUUUCCCCAAGGACAUUCUGCAGGCUCUUUCCUCAGUCUCUCCUGUUCAAGGGGGGCUGGUAAGUCCCUGGUCUCACACUGGAGCUUCCCUCCAUCUCUCUAUGGCCCGUUGGACCAUCCCCUGCUCUGUCCUGCCCUGUGGAAUGGCCAAGGAGACCCCAGGAUGGGUGUUCCUGCCUCACACACUCUCCUUUCCCCAUUGUCACAGAAGAAGCAGCACUUGAACUCAAAUUUAAGGAUUUCUCCAUGUGAUCCCACAGCACUGAACUGGGAUCUUGGAGGCCAGGGGCUCCAGGACCUGCCCCAUCAAGCACAGACCAUUUCCCCUCUGCUCUCUCCAACCAUGGUGAUACCUUGACCUGCCCCAGCUCAUCUGCCACCAGCCCUUGCUCCAGGCACUCUGGCUGGAGUGAGGGGAUCCCUCUGCAUCUCUGCAUCAUGAAAGACAGGAAUUUCUGUAUUGAUUUGGUGGGGGAAGGGGAGGGUUGCCUUUUUUUGGGAAAAUUCCAUCCUGCUGGCUUGCCUUGUUGGAGGGUAAAUGGUACAUGUGUGUGAGUGUGUGUCUGUCUGUGUGAGAGAGUGACCCUGCCAGGACAGUCCCUGCUCCCUGGGAGUGUGGCUGAGCCCUGCACUGCCAGGACUGGUGGCUGUGCUGAGGAGAGGCUCCCAUCCAUCCUGUGUGACCUGUGCAGGCCAAAAGUGCACAGAGAGCUCAGCACCCAGUGGCACACAGCCAUGGGGGUCUGCAGGAGGUGUCUCCCCCCCAGGCCUGUCUUGGAGGGGUUUUUACACUCAUCCCUCAGCUGGUUUGGCUGGAGGGGCUCUGUGUGUGUGUGGCUGUCUCUGGGAAGUGUUUGGCUGUAAGUAUUGAAUCUGUGUGCUCUGAGAUCUCCAGUGCCUGCCCUGAGCCUUCCCUGCUGCCAUGGCUGGAGGGGGCUCCCAGGGUCAGACCUUCCUUGCCUUUGCCCCCAACACCUCCCUGUGUGCAGGCUGAAAGGGCCUGUUCAGUAUUCCAGGGCUGAGUGGCCAGUCCUGAGCCUCUCCUGCUGCUGUGUCCAGGCUCUCACAGCCCAUGGAUGGAGGGAGGUGGUGCUGGGGCAUUGCUGUCCUGAGGCAGGGGGUUUGAAGGGAGGAGAGUCCUGAUUUAGGAAUAGCAUUCUCCCAUUUAGUGCUCCCACUAAAACCCCCAUCCCCAUCCCUAGCAGGGUGGAGAGGGGAAUUGGAGGUAAAAAGAUGAAGAUCACAGGUUGAGAUAAGAGCAAUUUGCUGGAAACAGCAGUGAGAUAAAAAACAAACAGGAAGACAGCAGCAAUGUUAAUAACAAAAGUACAGAAAAGAGGAAAUGAUUCACAUGCAUACUGCUCACCCUGACCUGACCACAGCCAUAUUCUGCUGACCAGAGUAGACCUCUCCUCUGAGGAGGAGAAAUGGAUCCUCCCCUGUGUGUCUCCAUGGCAUCAGUACAUUGUGACCAAGCCUUACACUGCUGUGGAUCUGCUGGGCCAGCCUUGGUGCACAGCCCAGCAGAGCCCAGUGCUGCUCUCUCCCCCUGGCUGCAGGCAGGGCCCUCUGGGUGCUCACUGCUCACUGCUGCCCCUGUGGAGGUGCAUUCAGGGCGAUCAGAAGUGACAUUAGCCCUUUGAUUCUGUCUGAGCACAUGCCCACUGGAAGCUGGGCUGGCACUUAUCCCUGAUGAAUCCCUGCAGUUGUUGUUUUCCCUCUCAGCUCACACAGCCAUGCUUCUGGGGCAGAGGUGGGUUUUCCUUCCCAAUUCCUCCUGUCCUCUCUGUGCUCAUGCAGGUAAAACCAUAGGAUGCCUUGUGGUGUGCCAGUUGCUCCCAGCAGCAGAGGCUCUGCUCUGUACUGGUGUGACAUGGGACAUUUCCUCAGUCCACAGCCCUGGACUGGAGGAUAAGUCCAGUCCUAAACUGGACCUGGGCUACUCCAGUCUUAGACAGUCUCUUUACACAGCUGAGACAUGGGUUGGUAGGAAGGAAAAACAAUAAUGAUCAUCAUCAGAGUUGGAGAGUCACCUUUAACACUGUUUGUUCUGUUCAGAGCUCUGAAUAACCUCCCCAGAAAUCUCUUUCUUGACUCCAAAGACUAUGUGCACUGCACUAAGGACACCUGGCAAAAUUAUUUCCUUAACAUCCCAAGGGAAUUCAGAGCUUCAGAAGCUGUUUUAACAGGGGUGAAGGUCUGGGAAAAAUCAUCCUCCCAUGUUCCCCCAUGGGGUGGUCAUGAUUGUUAUUAAUGAAGUCCCAAAGGAAGUGCCCCAGGUAGGGGUAGAAGAGCAACACUCAAAACAGCCCUAAUGACCCUUGAUGUUAUCAUGUCAUAAACAGAGCAAUCCUGAUCCCCCUCCCUGCUCUGAGACAGGCUGUGAUGGGAGCAGACAGGAGUAUGUGCAGGGUUGGGUACCCACAUGGGCAGAGCAGGCAAUGCUGUCACCAGUGGCUCAGUACCCAAUACAGAAAAUGUUGAGAUCUAAUUUGCUUGCAAGCCACUCUGGGCAGAUCUGUUGUUAUCUCAACUGUUCAAGCCCUACCUUGGAUGCCAAAAAAACCCAACAAAAAACUGUUGUGGUUUAGGACUGCUAUUCCCCAAUUUGGUGUUCCCACUACAACUGUGUGCUGCCACAACCCUCACCUCCUUCCCUCCCUGUGGUGGGAUGGAGAGGAGGAUUAGAGGCACAAAAGGUAAAAAAAAUCACAGGCAGAGAUAGGAACAAUUGACUGGAAACAGCAAUGAGAUAAGAAAAAUGAACAGCAACAAUAUUAAUAACAAAAGUGCAACAAUAUUGAUAACAAAAGUGUACAAAAGAGAGCAAAUCACGUGCAAAUGCUCUCCACAGUGUUACCCUGAUUGAAGAGAUCCCUUACCCCUGCCCAUCAAUGAUGUGAGGUGGCCUAAAAGAACCUCUGGGCUCUGGCCAUGUCCCCUCCUGGCUACUGCAAAAUGAACUCUGUCCUGGCUGGAACCAGGCCAGGGGUGACUGUGACCCCAUAGCUCUGUGUGUGUGUGUGUGUGUGUGUGUAGCUCUUAGUUCCUGUGUGGGUUGAUGUUUCUCAUGCAGAAGAGCAUUUCUUGCUGUUGAUCUGGUUUAGCUACCUCACGGUGCAAGCUGGGUGCUGUUCUCAUUUGGUUUCCUAUUGGGGAUGGGGUGGGGAGUUUGUGGUGUAAGAAUUUUUAUUUUUUCUUCUAAUUAUUGUUAUUGUUAUGGUUUUGACACUUGAAUUCAUCCUGGGGGACACGUGGCCUCCCUCCCACCUUGCUGCUUGUCUGAGCCACCCCCUGUGUCCCCUCCCUGCUCCUCCUGGGCAGGGAGCAGGGCUGGGGUCCCUGCCCCAGAGGGAUCCCCCAGAGCAGCUGCAACACUGAGAUUUUGCUCCCAUUCCUCAUGGGAUUCUGAGGAUCUGUGGUGUUGCCAUUGGUGAUCGGGUUGGUUGGCAGCCUGGGGGUGGCUCCAUCCCCCUUGGAAAGGGGGCUCAGAAAGGCUCAGCUCAGCCCAGAUUUCUCCCUCUGCUCUCACAGAUACUCUGUGGCUGUGAUGGAGCUCUGGGCUGAGAGAUGUCUGUGCAAAGCACAAUGCUGGGGUGAGCUGCUUCCAGCCACCUCUGCCCAGAGCCUGCUGCUCAGAAAGGCUCAGCUCAGCCCAAAUUUCACCCAAAUUUCUCCCUUUUCUCUCACAGAUACUCUCUGUGGAUGUGAUAGAGCUCUGGGCUGAGAGAUGUCUGUGCAGGGCACAUUGCUGGGGUGGGCUGGUUCCAGCCACCUCUGCC